Molecule: messenger RNA, 1896 nt
Organism: Fonsecaea erecta
Lineage: Eukaryota; Fungi; Ascomycota; Eurotiomycetes; Chaetothyriales; Herpotrichiellaceae
Exons: 1
Coding region: 1-1896 (631 amino acids)
Biological process (GO): 7-methylguanosine mRNA capping
Cellular component (GO): nucleus
Molecular function (GO): mRNA 5'-cap (guanine-N7-)-methyltransferase activity
Source: RefSeq, a predicted model, not a curated record
AUGUCCAACCCCCCUCGCGCGCCCGGGCCCCCUAGGCGACGAUCAUCUUUUGCGUAUGAUCCUGCUCGCGACACGUUUAAAGAAUUGCCAGACACUAUAGACACCAUAGCUGAACAGGCCAUUGCCGAAGAUGCUGAGGAAGAUGCAAAGACUACCGCCCCGCCUACGUCAAGUCCUACGGCAGAAGACGCUGCGGACCCGUCGCGAAAGCGCAGGCGAUCAGAGUCGCUUGACGGAGAUGUAAAGCUCACGUCCAAGAUAAAAAGACAGGACAAUGAGGACACGCCUCCGACGAAGAAAGCACGCGCUUCCAUUUCACCGUCAAGACGAGACAACUCUUCCCCCAAGCCUCCAAUGAAUGGGACUCUUCCUGCGAAACCUAAGCCCCAGACACCCGCAGACCUUCCCCGUAUCCCACGCAAAGCAAGAGAAGAAGGCGAAAUCUCCACAUCUCGCCCGGUACCCAGCGCAUAUAGUCGACGACCGGAUACCGAUGACCGACGAGGAAGAGGUCGGAGGGACGAGCUGUCCAACCGACGAUCGCGAUCCCCUCCUCGAAGACGUUCUCCUUUAGACGCCUACCGUCGCCGGUCUCCUCCUCGAGAGCACCGCAGAUCCCCCUCUCCCAUCCGAGACUCUCCACCACGAGAUAUCAUCCGUCCCGGCGGCGCUCGGGGUCGUGGCCGCAACGUGCUGGCCGAACAACAGCGCCUUGCUGCGGAACGCGAGCAGAAACAGGCCGGGCUAGUCGCUCAAGUCAACCGUGGCGUUCAAGAAGUCUCAAAUCAAUUCUACAACGCGAGGCCGGAGUGGGUGAAGGAGAGGGGACGAGACUGGCGAAGAAAUGAGUCUCAAAUCAAAGGAUUACGCAGUUUCAAUAAUUGGAUCAAGUCAUGCCUCAUCCACAAAUUCAGUCCGGAAGAGAAGGUUGAGGAGGAAGAGUUGGGAUGGGGCGAAGAAGCGAAAGAACCAGCGGCACAGAAGCCGCUAUGUGUCCUCGACAUCGGAUGCGGUAAAGGUGGUGACUUGGGAAAAUGGCAGCUGGCUCCGCAAACAAUUGGAUUGUAUGUCGGUCUUGAUCCCGCGGAGACGAGUAUCCAACAAGCUCGUGAACGAUACCAACAGAUGCGGCGAGGUCGUCGUCCAAUUUUUGACGCGCGCUUCGUCCCGCAAGACUGUUUCGGUGCUUGGAUUGGUGAUGUCGGCAUCAUUCGUGAGGUCGGCAUCGACCCCAACGCGGGCAAUGGCCAAAUCAGUCGCUGGGGCGGUGGUGGAUUUGACGUUGUGACUUGUAUGUUCGCCAUGCACUACUCGUUCGAGUCCGAGGAGAAAGUACGAAUGAUGCUCCGCAACGUGGCAGGGAGUCUGAAGAAAGGAGGACGCUUUAUUGGAGUGGUCCCCAACAGCGAUGUUUGCGCGGAGAAGAUUCGACAGUGGUUCAAGGACAAAGAGGCGAAGAGGGCUGCGGAGAACGGUUCGCGUGGCGCUGAGAGUGAGAAAGAAGAGGGUGAGGCCGACGAGGAAGGCCCUCAAUGGGGCAAUUCCAUCUACAACGUCCGCUUCCCAAUGGACCCGCUGCGUCCCUUGCAACCAGAUGGAUCCUUUCGUCCACCCUUCAGCUGGAAAUAUACCUAUUGGAUGGCCGAAGCCGUGGAUGUUCCUGAAUUCGUGGUACCCUGGGAAGCGUUUCGGGCGUUGGCGGAGAACUACAACCUGGAGCAACGUUACAGGAAGCCGUUCUUGGAUAUUUGGCAGCAAGAGCAAGGCAAUCACGAGAUGAUGAGUCUGGCGGCGAGGAUGGGAGUGACCCGGCAUGAAGGGGGGGAGAUGGUUUUGAGUGAGGAUGAGAAAGAUGCCGUGGCGUUCUACCAUGCUUUUUGCUUUGUGAAAGUGUAA